This is a messenger RNA of Vicia villosa (hairy vetch), 702 nucleotides long. RefSeq lists its product as uncharacterized. NCBI's taxonomy places the organism in Eukaryota, Viridiplantae, Streptophyta, Magnoliopsida, Fabales, Fabaceae. Bases 1 to 702 code for a protein of 233 amino acids. The transcript has a single exon. The record is from RefSeq and is a predicted model, not a curated record.
AUGGUAAUGGCAUGGCUCACCAACUCAAUUGAUAAAGAAAUCUCUGAAAGUGUGUUAUGGAUGGAUUCGGCAAAGGAGAUCUGGGAUGAACUCCAUGAACGCUAUCAUCAAGGUGAUAUCUUUCGUAUUUCAAAUCUUCAAGAAGAAAUUUAUGCACAUAAACAAGGUGACCAAACCAUUACACGGUAUUUCACCACUCUAAAGAAACUAUGGCAAGAAUUUGACAAUUUUCGCCCCAUUCCCAGUUGUAUCUGUGAACCUGUGUGCCACUGCUCCCUAUCUUCCACCAUUAAGACCUACCGCGAUAACGAUUACGUUAUCCGUUUUCUCAAGGGGCUCAAUGACUGCUACGCACAAGUUCGUGCUCAAAUCAUGCUCAUGGAUCUGCUACCUUCCGUUAACAAAGUCUUCUCCCUCCUAAUUCAACAAGAACGACAAACCAUUCAACCGCUAGGAAAAGACAAACUCCUUGCUUACAUCAACAAAUCCAAUCAAAAAGGACCCUCAUCUGACCAAACCUCCAAGAGUUCAGCAUACCAGCAAUCUAAAGGAGUCAAGAUCUGCUCUUACUGCAACAAGCCAGGUCACACUAUCGAAGUUUGCUUCAAAAAGAACGGUCUUCCCCCAUAUUUGAAGAAACCACAUAUUGCUCAAGUUUUGACAGAAGACUCCACAGCUGACAAACCAGAUGACACGGAUUAA